Leishmania braziliensis MHOM/BR/75/M2904 is the source of this 624-nucleotide messenger RNA. RefSeq names its product amastin-like surface protein, putative. Bases 1 to 624 code for a protein of 207 amino acids. The transcript has a single exon. NCBI's taxonomy places the organism in Eukaryota, Euglenozoa, Kinetoplastea, Trypanosomatida, Trypanosomatidae. The record is from RefSeq and is a predicted model, not a curated record.
AUGGAGUGGAAUCUCAUGCUGUUACUCUACGCGGCCCUCCAGAUCAUCGCGUUUUUAUUGGUGCUGGUGGCGACGCCGCUCGAGAUGUUUCGCAUCACUGACAAUCUAAGCGUCGUUAACGGAUAUUAUUCGUUGUGGGGAUCACACCAGAGUGUCGGUAAUUUAUCAUUCUUCAGUUCCAGCGCUACUUUGUGGGCUGACUGCCCCGGCCGCCUGAUGCUUUUCCGCCUUGCUCAGGCACUCGCUGUCCUCUCUAUCUUCAUUUUCGGCGCUGCGGGCGCCCUUGGCGUCGUCAUGCUGUUCUGCUGCCCUCUCUUACGCUGGAUAUGCGUGAUGCUCAACAUUCUGGGUGCCGUCACCGUGUGCGUUGUCUGGGCUGCCAUGGUGUUGACCUAUUUCACUAAUGAAGGCAGGACAUGUCCAGCCCUCAUGACACUUACAAAGUUUAGUGUCGGCUUCGCACUCCUCGUGGCUGCCUGGGUGCUGGAUCUGAUCAACAUCACAUUCUUAGUAGUUCCGUUCCGCAUUAUGCUUUUCGGUAAGGCUGAGAGUGGCGCCGACUUGGACAAAGCAUCGAAAGGAGAGUCGGAAGAACAUAGCAGCCAAAGGGAGGAGGAGGAGUAG